Moneuplotes crassus is the source of this 1273-nucleotide messenger RNA. The record is from the annotation of a GenBank genome assembly. Lineage: Eukaryota; Ciliophora; Spirotrichea; Euplotida; Euplotidae.
GUAAUUUCGUGUAUAAUUUUUUAAAAAUGGGGAAAAACAAGAAGAACAAGAAUAAUAACAAAAAGAAAAACAAGAAUAAGAACUCUAAUGCCCAGAAGGAAUCUCAGGAGCCAUCAAAUGCCUCUACAGCUACUGAUAUUCUCCAAGAUGGAGAGGCUUCAGACCAGUUCUUCGACUCAUUGGGUCUAUCUGAUGAACAAAAGCAAAAAAUCCGUGAAAAUGAAGCAAAUCAAGACUCCAAACAGCCUGAGCCGGAAGAGGAGUAUGAAAGCACAGAAGAAAAGGCUAGAAUGGAUAUGGAGCAAUGUGAGAAAUUGCUUGGCAUUAUUGAUAGCGAAGAUAAAACUUUUGAAAUGAGGAAGGAGCAUCUGGAAAAAGAGAAAGAAACCCUCAAAUCUACAAUCAAUGAAAGUGAAAAGGAAGAGCUAAAGAAGAUCCAGAAGAAAAAUAAGAAAUUGCAAAAAGAAGCAGAUAUUAUUUUUCAUUCUAAACGAACUUCGAAUGAGUCCAAGCUGGAAUCACUUUAUAACCUUGUGAUGAAGGUCGCGAAAGAGCAGAUAAUGAUCCGGGAAUCUAAAUUUGAUCAACUUCGGAGAGCAGAGAAAAUCCAAGAUGAGAUCGAUGCAAAGAACAGAGGUAUUGACAAAGUAAUCCAGCUAAAACACACAUUAAAUAAUGUAUUCCAAGGGUUGAAGGAGAAGAAUAUCGAAGCUUACAGGCGCAAAGAUGAUGCUAUCAAGGCUCAACAGCAGGCAAAGAAAGAUAUGACAAAGAUGUUCGAAGCGGAUAUCGAUAAGGUCACUAACAGCUACCAGGAACAAAUCUCACUGAAAGAAAAAUACGAGAUUAAGAAGAAGGAGCUCGAACAACUUGCUGAAGUAAGAAUGGUCAUCGAGAAGAAGGAGAAAGAGAUUAAUAACCUCCAGACUGACAUCAAUGACCAGAUCGAGAACGAACUGAAGAAAUUAAUGGAUGAUUUCAACAAAGAAAAAGGCAAGUAUGAUAAACUUACACAAGAAAGAGAAAAUCUGAAUGAGCAGUACAAAACUCUGAAGGAUAAAUUCCAUAAAUAUUUGGAAGAGAUUGAAUCUGGAGAGUCAAAGAUAAAGAUCUAUGAAGGAGAGAUUGAGUCUCUGAACAGCAAGAUUCUGGCUACCUUGGAAGAGAACGAUAAAAUAAAGCAGGAGCAGGAUAACAUACUCCAGCAGCUGAGUUCCCAGGCUGGUGACUAGCCUAGAGCUUCCAUGAUUGGCUGAUUUGAAGGAUUUGAAAA